Messenger RNA from Microdochium trichocladiopsis, 1214 nucleotides. RefSeq lists its product as uncharacterized. Lineage: Eukaryota; Fungi; Ascomycota; Sordariomycetes; Xylariales; Microdochiaceae. The coding region runs from base 51 to 1214 and encodes 387 amino acids. The record is from RefSeq and is a predicted model, not a curated record. The transcript has 2 exons.
CCCAAAUAAGCUUCUUUACAUCACACUGAGCCUCGUUUAUCGCAUUCGUCAUGGAGGACAGCCAAACCGUCGACAAGGAGGUUUGGUGGGUCAGCGAUAAUGGGCAGAUACCUGCGGCUACUCGCUCGACCAUCAUCUAUGGUGACAAUACCAUAGCUAUCAAGAAUCGAUCAGACUGUAGCUGCACCAUGGAGUACAACGUCUACAGCUCGGAGACCCGCCCCAGCUCGGCAACCAAAGCAUCCGAGCCCGAAAUCACUCUGGCGUGGAUUGGGUCCAAUAGCGGCCAACGCGAUUCAGUACUGCGAGUUCUGAAAACUGUCUUCAAAGAGUGUGGCGACAACGUCAGCUGGAUAUCUGACAAUGAAUCUCCUAUUGUGCGACACCUCACACUCCAAGUUAACACGGUAGACGCCGGCACCGGGACUGAUAGUUCUCCAGAGGCCAGAGCCUUCAUCUUUGGCCAAAGAGAGUGUGUGGAGAGGCUUUUCCAAGCGGUAGAGAGCAUGAAAUGUCUGAUGGAGCGAUUUCCCAACAUUGAGGCACUCAGAGACACGGAAAAGCGAGUCGUCAUGUCACCCGAGGACCUCAAACAGCUCCACUCGGUCAUCCCGAAUAUGUCCAACCACACCACAGAGCUUGCUAUAAAAAGCACCACCCGGCCAUUCAUUAGGGUUAUCAUCCCGACCGAAAACGAGCACAAGAUCACCAUCAUCAAGGAAUACUUCGCCAAGCUUGUCGCUGAAAAGACUGAGGUCACCUACGAGAGGAUCCCUGUGCGGUCCGGCGUCGGCGAGCAGCCGUACAACGCGGCAGGCGCCCUGGGCGCAUUGAACCGGAUCCGGAACGCUGUGGCCAGCAUCAAGGCCUCCGGAGAGACGAUGAACACCUUUGUAGUGGCCAUCGAGAACUACAUUCAGGUGAAGGGCAUUGAUCGACCCACCGACUUCGGCAUCAUCGUAGCAUACAGCGUGACUGACGAUACUUAUGCCGUUAAAGUCUCCGACGGGGUCACGAUCGACAAAGACUUUGUGGAGGCGGCCCAAAUGUACGGGCAUGAGUCGAACAAUGAGGAUUUUGGCAGUGUAACGGUAGGCGGUGUUCUUGCUUCGAGAUUCCCGCCUAUUGACAAGGCCAAUUGGCAUGAAGUUGUCGCAGGAGUGCCACGAUACCGUCUGCUGACGGAAGCAAUUGAAUCUCUUUCAUUGCCUUAG